AUGUAUAUCCCGCUUUCUCUUCUUCCUCUCAGUCUUCUCCUUGGAUUGCAGUCUGUGGCUGCUCUUCCGGCUGCAAAUGGCGUCCGUGGCGGCAAGCAGCAGAUGGCUCAAAUCCUGCGGGGCACUGGCAUCCGCGGCAUGACCGUAAAUCAGUUGAAUACUUUGCUGCGCAACCUCCAAGCUCAGGGCGUGACUUUAGGGUGCGGUGCUCAAGGAGGCGGUGGCCAAGGCGCUGUUGGAGGCGGGGAAGGAGCUACUGGAGGAGAAGAGGAGGCCAAAGAGAAUGAGUUGGUCCUGAACGGAAAGUUCGAUGUACCUGUCGCAGUCCAGGGAGGCGAACUGAAACAGGACAUCUUGUUCACUUCAACUGCUGUUGGUGCAUUCGAGUAUGAAUAUCAAGCGGCCAAUGCCGAUGAGGUCACGGUCUCUGAGAACAAGUCUCCUGCGGCGCCACCCGCCGGAUUCGAGGCGAUUGAGCCAAGCUCGUUCAAGAUUACCCUUGCCCAAAGCAAGGGCGCCGGUUUGACGCUGUCAAAGAUCGAUUAUAUCUUUGACCCUGCAAGCGCGGGCCUCCAGGGCAAAGACAUCACAAAGUCACAGGUCGGAAAGCUGUGCGAGAACACUGGGCAGUUUGUAAUCUCGGAUACCCUUGGGUCCUUGGAGUUCGAGUUGGAAGAGAACGAGGUUACUUUGAACUUGGAUAAGAAUGUCACGGCUGAGGGCGAGUGGGGCAUCUUCCUGCCCAUUGCUGCUUAA
Molecule: messenger RNA, 756 nt
Organism: Westerdykella ornata
Lineage: Eukaryota; Fungi; Ascomycota; Dothideomycetes; Pleosporales; Sporormiaceae
Exons: 6
Coding region: 1-756 (251 amino acids)
Source: RefSeq, a predicted model, not a curated record